GCGUCUCUGACUGAAGAGCUAUUUCCGUGUCAAGGAACCAGCCCAGUCACAUUUUUUCACAACUUCACCGGUCGGCGACGAACAUUCGAGUGUGCAUUUUGAAUAACUUGACUUACAACCCUAUUACCGUAUAAUACGAUGGAUGACCAGAGAAUAAAGCAAAUCAAGAUCAGGACUGGAGUUGUGAAAAGACUGACAAAAGAGAAGUCGAUGUAUGAGAAGGAGGUGGAGACGCUGGAGGCACGGGUCAACAAGCUGAAGGAUGACGGAGCUGAUGAGCAUGAUAUCCGGAAACAGACUGAGGUUCUGCAGGAGUCCCGUAUGAUGAUCCCGGACACGAAGAAGAGGCUGAAGACAGCGUACGAAGAGCUGGAGCAGAUACUUCAAAAAGAGAGUGAUUUAUCAGAAAGAGAGGAAUUUGGACAAGCCAAGGAGAUUUUGGAAGCAGCAAAGACAGCUCUUGCAUAGUGUUGUCCUUCAAAUGUCUCUUAUUCAGAAGUUUCACUCUAUGAAUGCAUGCUGUUAUUUGUAUGAACAGAUGAUAAAACCUGUUACAAAUUGGCAUUGUUACUGUCUUACACAUCUAAUGUCUCAAUAUUGUUAAGGGUCAAGGACAUUGUAUUUACAUAUGACAUUUGGUGUGUAUCAAAACUCAUUAUCAGGUUCUGAAGAGCAAGUAAUUAUAUAAUUAUCCAUGGGAGAGAACUCUUCAGAGGCUUGACUUUAAUACUGUUUCCGUUCAGUGAUGGAAUGAUUGAAACACUGUGGUCCCUCUACCAGAGAGAAAUUAUUAUUUAACCAAGGGAUUUUUCAGAUUGAGGCAGAUUAAGGACUGAAAAAGAAAUCACAAAUUUCAAAUCAACAAAAUUAGAAAAGUUUUAAAAUAUGUUUUGCAGAUUGUUUUCCUGCCAGACAAUCAUUACAACACAGAGGAAAACUCAAAGAUAAAACUGUAACAGAACCUGUUUUGAGUAAUUCUGUUGGCCUAAGAACUAAUCUUUCAAGAUAUAUGUGGCUAAAAAAUCGAUUGUUUUCAUUUGUUUUGUCAUAAUUCCAGCUGUUUCAGUAUAUUCUGAAACUGCUAUGAAUGCCAACCUGAUGGGUUAUAUGUUUGACACUGAGGGCUAAACCACAUUCAUGGAGGAUAAUAACUGUAUCCUCUGUAUGCUUGUGUACUUGUUCUUAUGGAAAAUGGGGGUCUGAAAGUAUCAAAUCAAAAUCUCUGCCCAAGUGAUACAGCACUUAAUCCCCCUGCUGCCUUUAAUCUACCCUGUGAUGCUAUAACAAGAACACAUGUUGUGUCAGAUAACAUGUUUACAUCAUCUCAUGUUGGAGUCUCAAACAGAACAGAUUUCCUCUAUACAUGGCAUUUACACUGGGUUGCUGGGAGGUUAUUCACACGUCAGAGUUGACACCACAACUUAAAUUCUUAAAACAAGACAAGAAUAAAGAGGUUCUUUGUAAGAAAAGUUAUUUUAAGGUUAUUUUCAUCUGUUAGAGAAAUUGUUACUUGAGUCAGUUGAACAUGUGAAAGGUUAUAUUGGUUGGGAGGUGGUGUUUAAAUCCACCAUGCUCAAGUGUGUUCUGAAUGAUUCUGUUCCUCAUACUUGAAGCACCCACUGCCCUGUGGUGGAUCAUUACUACUGACUCCUGGUUUGCCUGGUCAAAACUUGUAUUGCUGCAUAAUGCCAGCUGACUUUGGGCAUUAUAACAGGAACAGUCACGAGGCAGUAGUACCAUACUCAGUCUUAGAGAGAUAGGAGUCAGGAGUAGAGAGGGAGUAAUCCAUCUGCCUGAUUAAGAACGACAGGUACCUUUUAUUUGUCUGAUGUUGGGACCCCAGAACCAACUAGAUUCCUAGAACCCCCAUUCCCAGUUGUGACCUUAAAUGAUUUAGCUGUGGUACAGAGGUACAGGACCUAAAUGAGCUGUUAUACUGUCUUUGGUUUCGACAGUAACAAGUUAGAGUAAUAAAUAAUUUGUGUAUGCUCUCUGAAAAUAAAGUCCACAGAAUGUUUUUUGUCAUUAAUCUUACCCUUUCAGACUUGUGUCCCUCAAUCAUUGUGUGCAAUUUGACUUAUUUCUGUCUAUGUCAUUUUGAACCUGCUUCAUGGCCUUAUUAUUGAGAAUGUCUUAAUUUCCAAUCUGUAGGUGUUCUCUCGUAAUGGCAAUAUUUAGCAUGUGGGUGAUGCAGGAGAAGAAGUUUCAUAUCGCCAACAUUUAAGCUAUUACUCAUUGAACUUUGGGGGACAGACAAUUAGGCAAGUCAGAUAUUGAUCAUCAUCAUUGUUUGGCCUCUAGGUAGCCACAUUGUGUGGAAGUUCUCUCAACUCAGUGAGAUGUGUCUGCUAAAGUGCCCUUGAUGCUGAUUCCGAGUCCCUAUGAUAACAACCCACCUUCCGGUGAGCAUCAUGAUGUCAAUGUCAACCCAGGUAUGAUCAUGUCAGUAUGUGUUCCUUUUUGCUUAAAAUGUAUGACAAAUUUCAUGAAUAAACUUUUAUUUAAGUGAA
This is a messenger RNA of Haliotis rubra (blacklip abalone), 2510 nucleotides long. Its product is annotated as tubulin-specific chaperone A-like. The record is from RefSeq and is a predicted model, not a curated record. Gene Ontology annotation, molecular function: beta-tubulin binding. Lineage: Eukaryota; Metazoa; Mollusca; Gastropoda; Lepetellida; Haliotidae. The transcript has 4 exons. The coding region runs from base 139 to 468 and encodes 109 amino acids. Gene Ontology annotation, biological process: post-chaperonin tubulin folding pathway; tubulin complex assembly. Gene Ontology annotation, cellular component: cytosol; microtubule cytoskeleton.